Molecule: messenger RNA, 1573 nt
Organism: Cryphonectria parasitica EP155
Lineage: Eukaryota; Fungi; Ascomycota; Sordariomycetes; Diaporthales; Cryphonectriaceae
Product: Paf1-domain-containing protein
Exons: 2
Coding region: 1-1452 (483 amino acids)
Biological process (GO): transcription elongation by RNA polymerase II
Cellular component (GO): Cdc73/Paf1 complex
Molecular function (GO): RNA polymerase II complex binding; chromatin binding
Source: RefSeq, a predicted model, not a curated record
AUGUCCUCUCAACCGUCUCGCAAUGGCGAGCGCGGCUACCACCAAGACUUUAUCGCCAGGAUUCGAUACUCAAAUGCUCUGCCGCCACCACCCAACCCUCCCAAGCUCCUCGACAUACCAAAUACCGGUCUCGCGAGCGGACAGUACACAACACCAGGCUUCGCUUCUCGACUUGCGAGAGAGCAGCCAUUGAACAUCGAGGCAGAUGCAGAACUCGGGAUGCCCAUCGACCUUGUGGGCAUGCCAGGUGUCUUCGAUGGCGAUGAGCACUCUAUCCAAGCGCCUGAUGUUCCACCUCCAGUCCAUCCCCACGAUCGUGUCCUCUUGCGCCCGCUGGCGACCCUCGGCAAACCUCAAGUCUCUGGCACUUCUGUCUCCUUCCUGCGCCGAACCGAGUACAUUUCCAACGCGAACACGAACAAAGCUAGUCCCUUCCGUCAGAUUCCAAGAAACAACGUCCAGCGGCCGCCCAAGAGGAAGUCGCCCGAACCUGAGGCUGGCACGCCGGCCGCCAUCAAGCGCAGAAUUGAGAAGGGCUUUGACGCGGCGCAGGUCAACUUGAAGGACCAGAGCCGGGUCAGGCACCCGACCAAGCCACUCAACUCCAGAAACAAGGGCCUCAGGGUGGUUGAGGCCUUCCCCGUCCUGCCAGACCUCGAGGCCUUCCCAGAUUCGGGCACUUAUGUUACAUACAAGUUUGCUCACCCGCCCAUCUCCCACACCAAGGCUGGCUAUGACAAGCGGCUCCUGAACAGUAUUCUGAAGUUCAUCGGCCGCAAUGAGGAGGAGGAUGCAGAGUUCAAACAGCGCAUGGAGGCACAUAUGGAGGAUCCAGCCAGCAACCCUAAGCCGCCGAACCAGAACCACUACGAGAUGUACUUGCCCGAGAAUCUAGACAUCUCGGAAAAGUUCCGCGGCAAAUUCGACCUGCGGAACUCUCACCGUGAUGACGAGAGCCUCAAUGUGUCGAAAGCGGUCAGCGCAAGUGGGCAGCCGUCCUUCAGCUUCCGCUGGGCCCGGUCAUACCUGGCAACCGUCGAGAGCGAGGGCAGCCAUGACACCAAGUACAAUGAGGAGAUCGCUUUUGCAAUCGACCCGAACGCCAAGACUGCUUGGUACUACCCUACGAUGCAGCGCAACAGAAUGGAACCGCCGCGGCGCAUUUACAACGCCGAUCGACACGAGAAAAAGCCGGUCGACGCAUACGAACUCACCCCCGAGGAUCCUAAUGAGGAGUUUAGGUCUAGAAUGGAUAAGUUCCAGCAGAUGCCUCAGUGGAACCCGGACAAGGAGGAGGAGGACACGAGGCAGGACGAUGAAGCCGCCUCGCAGAUCGAAGAUGGCGCCCCGCGACGUGAGCGGAGCGAGACACCUGCCGCAAAUGGCCGGAACUCGAGCGAGGACAGAAGGGUCGAGAGUGAGCAGGAUGCUGAAGGUGAUGAGGAGGAUUAGCCUGUCCUUCCCAAGAGGAAAAAAACUCAGGACGUUCCAGCGAUAGACUUGAGUGCAGAUGAUGCUCACGGAUUCAGCACUAGCGCAAACAAAAUGCAAUUUUUUCAUGGAUUUACCAUCA